AUGGCGGCCGAGCGGGCUCCGCCGCUGCGGGCCCCGGCUCCACCGGCUCCCCCCUCCUCCGCCGCCUCCGCCGCUACCGAACCCCCGGCACGAACCGGGCUGAGCCUGCCGGGCAUCCUGCACUUCAUCCAGCACGAGUGGGCGCGGUUCGAGGCGGAGAAAGGGCGCUGGGAAGCGGAGAGGGCCGAGCUGCAGGCGCAGGUGGCGUUCCUGCAGGGCGAGCGCAAGGGGCAGGAGAACCUGAAGCUGGACCUGGUGCGGAGGAUCCGGAUGUUGGAAUUCGCCCUCAAACAGGAGAGGUCCAAGUAUCACAAGCUGAAGUUUGGGACGGAGGUGCCGGGGGAGAAGCGGCCGGAGGAGCCGGUAUCCAACGGCCCCGUGGAGCUCGAGGGAGCCUGGAAGGAGGGGAGGCAGCUCCUGCGCCAGUACCUGGAGGAGGUCGGGUACAGCGACACCAUCCUGGACAUGAGAUCCCGGCGCGUCCGUUCCCUGCUGGGCCGGAACCCCCCGGGAAUUCCGGGAAUUCCGGGAAUUUCGGGAAUUCCGGGAAUUCCGGCGGCUCCCCCCAGCCCCGGGAGCCCCCCUUCCCCUCCCCCGCCCACGGAGUCGCUGCUGCUCCGGAGAAUCGAGGAGCAAAUCCAGAGGAAUGCCGGGAAGGAGCCGGAUCCGGGGCUGAGCCCCUCCCCCCCUGAGGAAGACAGCGAUGAGGAAGAGGAGCCCGAGGGCCCCUCCCCCACCCCAGGACCCCCCCAAAUCCACAGGAGGGGAAAGCCCGAGGAGGAGGAGGAGGAAGAUGAGGACGAGGACGAGGAAGACUCCGAGGACGCCCUGGGGGAGUUCGACUUCCUGGGGACACCUGGGGACACCUUGGGGACACCUGGGGACAUCAGAGAGAGCCACCGGUGCCACCUGCGGGACGGGGACCUCGGGCCACCGCGGCCACCUGAAGUGUCCCCAGGGCUCCCGGCCGAGGCGCUGGCCCUGGACGGCCUCGGGGACCUGGCGGAGCUGACGGUGACAAACGACAACGACGGCGGUGACGUGUCGUGUGGCCGGCCGCUGUCCCCGAAGCGCAGCUGGAGCCCGCGCCUGACGCUGCGCAGUCACUACGACGCCGUGCGGGCGCUGGCCUUUGUCCCUUGUCACCCGGCGCUGGUGACAGCCUCCGAGGACGCCACGCUGAAGCUCUGGAACCUUCAGAAGCCGCUGGUCCCCAAGAGGAGCGCGGCGCUGGACGUGGAGCCGGUGUACGCCUUCCGUGGGCACAGGAGCGCGGCGCUGGACGUGGAGCCGGUGUACGCCUUCCGUGGGCACAGGGGCGCGGUGCUGGCGGUGGCGGUGGCAGCAGGUGGCGGUGCCGGUGACAGCGCAGGUGACACCGGUGACGGCGCAGGUGACACAGGUGACACAGGUGACAUCGGGCUGUGCUGCAGCGCCGGCCUGGACGCUCGGAUCCGCUGCUGGCGGCUGCCGGCGCUGGACAGCGACCCUUACGAUGGCUACGACCCGGGGGUGCUGCGGGGGGUCCUGGAGGGUCACGAGGACGCCGUGUGGGGCCUGGCCUUCGAUGUCACCGGGCGUCACCUGGCCUCGUGCUCGGCCGAUGGCACCGUGCGCCUCUGGGACCCCCGAGGGGACGGCAGCGGUGGUGGCACCUGCCUGAGCGUCCUGGACGGGCACAAAGAUCACGGUGUCCCCACCUCGGUGGCGUUCGUGGCCACCCAGCCGGCCCACCUGGUGGCCGGGUUCCGCUCAGGUGCCACCGUCCUCUACGACCUCGAGGCCACCAAGGCCACCCUGGUGUCCCCAAACGGCGGUGGCAGUGGCCAGGUGAACCAGGUGGUCGCCCACCCCUGGCAGCCGCUGACCAUCACGGCCAGCGAUGACCGCGCCAUCCGUUACCUGGACAACCGCACCGGUAAGGUUGUGCACUCGAUGGUCGCACACCUGGACGCCGUCACCUGCCUGGCCCUGGACCCCAGCGGCGCCUUCCUGCUGUCCGGCAGUCACGACUGUUCCCUGCGGCUGUGGCACCUGUGUGAGCGCACCUGUGUGCAGGAGUUGCCGGCUCACCGCCGGAAGCACCACGAGGCCGUUCUGGCCGUGGCCUUUCACCCCCGGCGUCCCCUGAGCGCCAGCGCCGGCGCCGACGGGCUGGCCAAGGUGUUCGUGUGACACCUGGGCACACCUGGACACACCUGGGCACACCUGGAGCUCACCUGGGGACACCUGGGAACA
Molecule: messenger RNA, 2238 nt
Organism: Pseudopodoces humilis (Tibetan ground-tit)
Lineage: Eukaryota; Metazoa; Chordata; Aves; Passeriformes; Paridae
Source: RefSeq, a predicted model, not a curated record